UGAAAACGCAGGCCAUGUUUGUGUUCUGAUAGUGUACGUCUGCUGCAACAAAUGUUCUAGCUACUGAAGUGCUGAAGAUUGCAGCGAUCAUGUUUGCACUGAGGACAGACAAACUGUGGAGUUGCUUCCAGCUUUGCCAGUCACCUGUGAGAGUCUGUGGGGCUCGUGGACUGCAGGCAGAUGAGGUUUUUCACUAAGGAGCAGGGUCUGCAACCCUUGGAAAGGGUUGAAGUUCCUCCUGCCCUCUGCAAUUCGCCCUUGUCCAGCCUUGUCGCUCCUGAUAUGACUUUAGGCGUAUUUGGCUUCUCGGAAUUGAUUUUGGUAUCCCAGGAACUCGAGUGCAGGUUGAUCUAAAUGGUUGUACUGUCUUCUCCAGCACUGGAUGGGAUUGGCCACUCCAUGCAGGUUCUGUGCUGUAUUUGAGAAGAGGGGCGCAUUGCUAAGGAUCCUGUCAUUGGGGUCAGGCUGGUGCCUCUCCAGUGUCUUUAAGUGAAGCUGGGUUUUUCUCGGAAUAUUUUGGUACCAAUAUGAAUGAAGUGUCAGUUGUCAAGGAGGGAUGGCUUCAGAAAAGAGGUGAAUACAUUAAAACCUGGAGGCCAAGGUACUUCCUCUUGAAAUCGGAUGGUUCUUUUAUUGGCUAUAAGGAGAAGCCUGAGAGCGCAGAUCACUGUUUACCACCAUUAAACAACUUCUCUGUAGCAGAAUGCCAGCUAAUGAAGACUGAAAGGCCAAGACCCAACACGUUCAUCAUUCGGUGCUUGCAGUGGACGACAGUAAUUGAGAGGACCUUCCAUGUUGACACACCAGAUGAACGAGAGGAAUGGACAAGAGCCAUCCAGACUGUUGCCAACAGCUUAAAACAUCAGGAGCCUGGAGACGACGCUAUGGAUGUCAAGUCUGGCUCGCCCAGUGACAGCUCGGGAAUGGAAGAGAUGGAGGUGUCGAUUUUGAAGUCCAGGAAUAAAGUGACGAUGAACGAUUUUGACUAUUUGAAGUUACUGGGGAAGGGCACCUUUGGUAAAGUUAUCCUGGUGAAAGAGAAGGCCACAGGACGGUACUACGCCAUGAAAAUUCUACGGAAGGAAGUAAUAAUCGCAAAAGAUGAAGUCGCCCACACUGUUACAGAGAGCAGGGUCUUGCAGAAUACGCGACAUCCAUUUUUAACAACAUUGAAGUACGCAUUUCAAACCAGUGAUCGGUUAUGUUUUGUCAUGGAGUAUGCAAAUGGCGGGGAGCUCUUCUUCCACCUCUCUAGAGAGCGUGUUUUUACUGAGGAUCGCGCACGCUUUUACGGGGCUGAGAUUGUGUCUGCUCUGGAUUACCUCCACGAUAAGAAUGUUGUCUACAGAGAUCUGAAGCUGGAAAACCUCAUGUUGGAUAAAGAUGGGCAUAUCAAGAUCACGGACUUUGGCCUCUGUAAAGAGGGGAUAACGGAUGGAGCCACCAUGAAGACCUUCUGUGGAACCCCAGAGUAUCUGGCGCCCGAGGUACUGGAGGACAAUGACUACGGUCGGGCUGUAGACUGGUGGGGGCUUGGCGUGGUGAUGUACGAGAUGAUGUGCGGGCGACUGCCCUUCUACAACCAGGACCAUGAGAAACUCUUUGAGCUGAUCCUUAUGGAAGAAAUUCGGUUUCCCCGCACCUUAUCCCCUGAGGCCAAAUCGCUCCUCUCGGGACUCUUAAAGAAAGACCCCAAACAAAGGUUGGGAGGCGGUCCUGAAGAUGCGAAGGAAGUAAUGCAUCACAAAUUCUUUGUCUCAGUUAACUGGCAGGAUGUUGUAGAGAAACGGCUUGUGCCUCCAUUCAAACCCCAAGUGUCUUCUGAGACAGACACACGAUAUUUUGAUGAUGAAUUCACAGCAGAGACGAUAACAGUCACCCCCCCAGAUAAAUUCGACAAUUUGGACCUGAUGGAGAGUGAUCAGAAAGCACACUUCCCCCAGUUCUCCUACUCAGCAAGCGUGCGAGAAUAAACCCUCAAUUAUACCAAAAAGUAAAACCACCCAGGAUGUUCUGUUCCAGAUCUGGAGAAGGCAAAACUACAUUAUCCCAAAACUCCACACCUUUUCCGCCGUCUGUCUUCAGCCACCACCUUCGGAGUCCCAGGAACUGCAAGGGUCCACUGUAUGGAAAUUCACUACCAGUUCGUUUUCACUGUAGAAAUUGUGUUUUUUUUAAACAUAGAUGUACAUAGUAAACAGCAGCAAACUUGCAGUGAUUGUUCCACUGCUGCAGGAGCCGCAGUAUGGGACGUUUGUGCAUAUUUUAAAAAGACAUCUGUACAGUGAGGGUGGUUCUCCCCUCAGUCAAUGCCAGCCAUGAACUUGCACCACAGCGUGUCACUGUUCAAAUGUUUCCCUUUUUCUUUUGUAAAAGCAUCAUUUCAAAAUAUUUCAGUUAUCGGUCCAUUGGAUACGUAUGCAGAUAUAUGCACGCAGAAUCCAGCAGAUAUAUGCAUGCAGGCAUACACUAGGCAUUUGCGUGCACGUGUACACAUUUGCCAGGCGUUACACCUGCCAGGUGUGUGCGCAUGUGCAGACACGUUCGUCAGGUGUGUGUGCGUGCACACAGACAAUUGCCAGGUGCAUGUGUGCGAUGUGCGCAGAUAUCUGGUGGAAGGAGCCUUGCAGGUGGGUAAACGCACAAGCAAAGCAGUUAGAACAAAUUCGAAGACUCAUAAUUUGGCUGGCACUACAUUGUCAUUGAGAGUUGAAGGAACAGUGCUGAAGGUGGGAUGGAGUCGGGCUCAGGUGUGGGGGAUUUCCUGGGCAUUGCAGUUCAUUUCAAUAUCAGCGGAGGAUGGUCGCAAGGAUUUGGUUUAAUGAUCAGACCCCUUGGUAUUUCUGCCAUUUUGUUCUCAUUGUUACAGCCCAUAGCCAGUAGUGUCCGCAGUUCGGGGAGGAGAAUGGGGGUGUGGUUUGGGUUGCGGGGUGGUAGGUUGGUUGCGGUUCCCUUUCCUCUGUUGGAGAGGGGGCUCAGUUUGAUGUUACAUGUUCCUGACUGGAUGGCCCCCUCAAUCCAGCUGUGGCAGAGGUAUUCAAGUCAUUGAGUGAACUCCCUGGAGCAGAGCUCACUGCUUCAACCCCAGGAUCAUUGCCGAGCUAACUAAUCCAGGGUUUUUGGGGUGGGGGGGGGAAAUCUGUCAGAAGGGGAAAUGCUUCAAGUUAAACUCAGUGGAUUUUUCCAAAGUUAACAAUUUUUUUUGUUUUGUUAAUAUUCAUGGUGAGAGUGCAGACUUGUAUGGUUGCUAGCAGUGCGUCUGAAAACAUUAUUUUUAAAAUGUCCAUGGUAAUGUUCUGACAAAUCAUGGAACCUCCUUACAAACCUCCUGCAUGUUCUUGUGGACCUGUGAACAGUAUCGUGCCAGUCUGACUGAUGCAUGAGGGGUCUUAGUCCUGCUUACGUGGACCAGUCAUGCCAGCUAUGGUAGAGCACCGGUGGCACUACCUGCUUACCAGGCCUCCCCUGAAGACCUGACACUGGCCCAAACUGGUGUGCUGCGGCAAGCCAGGGAAAGCACCUCAAAUCAUCUGCACGGGGCUGAGUCUCCUGCCUGUACUGGCUGCUGUGAGGCCCAUACACUGGCUCCCAAGUGCCUGCCCCUUGCAGCAGUCAGUGAGCACACUGCCCUCACCUAAUGCAAAGUUAUGCAUCAAGCAUCUAACCACUUUCUAACUGUUACAAAUUUCAGCUGUCCAAGUGGAUGAACUCAGCAUGGCUUUUUUAAUAGGAAAAUACACAUGGACUCUCCCAUAGAGACUUGCCACCCUGCCAGCCCCGAUGUGCCUUUAACUGUUACAGUUGAGUUUGUUCCUUGCCCAGAAGCAAGUAGCUUUACCUCUAACCUCAACAAAACCUUACUUUCUAGGAAUUACACCCACUAGUUUCUAUCCUACGCCCCACCCAAAUGCAGGUAUGGGUCCCAGUCGUUUUCCUCAAUGUAUAUGGCUCAACCCAGGCUCGCCCGAUUAAUCCCAGUACCAUCUCUCUUGAAAUAAUGGAGACUUAAUAAUUGAGCUGCUGUUCCAAAGGAGUCAGUAGAAGACCGUACAAUUGCAGACUUGAUUAGUGUCAUUAAUUCACCUUUAUCUCCUUAACAGUCUCUGAAUUUAACCCCUUAUGUGAACAAUUCUGACUUCGUAGCAACAGUUUAACAGAACUUCCAUUAAAUUGGUGAAACUGUUAGCUUCAUAGUGGGGUUUCAGUAUAAAAAUAAGUCUCUCAUUCAGUCAGACUCCUACGGUUAUGACAUAGCUUUAUCACCAUCACGAGCAGAGGCUUAUUAUCUCAUUGAAAUUGGUCUGGAAUGUCCAGCACCCCCUCCCAGCACAGGUUUUUAAGUCAGUGUCAUUUCAUAAAUUUAGCUUGGAUUUGAAAAAUAUGUUUACAUGUAAACAAGUGAGUCAGCUGUUUGGAGAGAGCGCUGAGAAGGUGAACAUUUUGUUUACUGAUGUGCAAAGGAGCACUAUGACUGUCCCCUUCAACACCGUUGCUGACUUCGAUACAUUAAACUGAUAAUCUGGGUCAACAUCUGUUUUCUGGAACAGAUGCUUUGUUAGCCAGAGGUGGAAGUCAAUUCUUUACGAGGACCUGAUGCAAACUUUGUGGUCAGAGACAAGUGGAGGGAGCGAUCUUGUCAUAUUUUGACUUGAGGCGUGGGGAGCCAUCGGCCGAGUGGGAUUCUUGCAGACCCUUUCAGCAGUGUGUCACUGUCCUGGAAUCCUCAAACCGAGCCACCCAAUCCAGUGCUGGAUUCCAUUUGAAAUUCUUGGUUCCCAAAAACCGUCUUUGGUUGCAAAUUGGCAGUGAAAUUUUAGGGUGGGCCUGCUGCUGGAAGUUCUGCUGUGCUGUGAUGCUCAGCAGGCCAGACCAGCUACCACGUGUUUGUGUUACUGAGGCAGAGAAUUGGCUGUGGGCUGUACCCUGGGAAUCUUUGGCU
Molecule: messenger RNA, 4939 nt
Organism: Stegostoma tigrinum
Lineage: Eukaryota; Metazoa; Chordata; Chondrichthyes; Orectolobiformes; Stegostomatidae
Product: RAC-beta serine/threonine-protein kinase
Exons: 14
Coding region: 528-1973 (481 amino acids)
Biological process (GO): protein phosphorylation
Molecular function (GO): ATP binding; protein serine/threonine kinase activity
Source: RefSeq, a predicted model, not a curated record